Messenger RNA from Helianthus annuus (common sunflower), 2660 nucleotides. RefSeq lists its product as uncharacterized. The coding region runs from base 31 to 2223 and encodes 730 amino acids. The transcript is spliced from 3 exons. Gene Ontology annotation, molecular function: mRNA binding; protein binding. The record is from RefSeq and is a predicted model, not a curated record. Lineage: Eukaryota; Viridiplantae; Streptophyta; Magnoliopsida; Asterales; Asteraceae.
ACACCUACAGAGACACAGCAGCAACGUAUAAUGGAGAAACCAACAACCACCACCUUGAAGCUGAUAAUAGAAAAAGGCCCUAGCGCAGGCGAAACCCUAGAAUACUCAUCAACCUCAAUAAUCAAAAUCGGACGUGUAGCUACCGGAAACACAUUCGCAAUCAAGGAUUCUGGAAUCUCAUCCAAACACUUAUGCAUCCAAUUCGACAACCAGUUGAGCAAAUGGACACUUUGCGAUCUCGAUUCGUCCAACGACACCGUUUUGAACGGCCAAAUGCUUAAGCCGUACACUCCUUCUGCUCUAAACGACGGCGACCGGAUUAAGAUCGGUGAGUUGACCUCAAUUGUUGUGAAUAUGCAAGCCGAAUCGGUGGUUCCACCGAGACGGAAGACUAGGAGGCAAGGAAAAUGUAGAACUCAAUCUCAAUCGGAUGAUGGUGGCGAAAAUGGAAAAUUAGGGUUAGGGUUUGAUGGGGAAAAGAGGGGAAAGAAGCGGUUAAGAAGCGGAAUUUGUGAAGCUGUGAGUUUUGUUGUUCCUGCAUUGAGUGAGGAUGUACCGGAGAAUGUGGAUGUUUCGCUUCAGGUAGAAGAACCUAAGAAGACGCGAGGGAGGAGGAAGAAGACGGUGGAUGCUGAUUUGGAUAAAAAAAAGGCUGCAGAUGUUGUUGUUGGUCCAGUAUUCGGUAGAAUGACCCGAGCAAGGGGAAAAGGGUUGUUGUUGGAGAAUGUAGAAACCGGUGGUCUGGAGAAGAAUGUCGAUGGAUCUUUACAAGUUGCUGAGGUAAAAUACAAUGGUUUGGGGGAGAAUUUGGGAGCGAACGAUGAAUCUGCUCAAGAAAAUGUGGCGGAGAAUCAAGAAAGUUGUGAUGGAAAGGGGGUCGUGGCUGAUGGAAGUUCGUUGAAGGGAAAGGGAGUGGCGUUUUCAAAACUUGGGUCCGAACCACCGCCCAAACGAAAUUUGAAUUUCAUUUUAAACCCAAAACUCCACAACACACACACACACACACCGCCCAAACGAAAUUUGAAUUUCAUUUUAAACCCAAAACUCCACAACACACACACAGCGUAUCAAAUGGCGAAACCAACAACAACCUUGAAGCUGAUAAUAGAAAAAGGCCCUAGAGCAGGCGAAACCCUAGAAUACUCAUCAACCUCAAUAAUCAAAAUCGGCCGUGUAGCUACCGGGAACACAUUCGCAAUCAAGGAUUCUGGAAUCUCAUCCAAACACUUAUGCAUCCAAUUCGACAACCAGUUGAGCAAAUGGACACUUUGCGAUCUCGAUUCAUCCAACGGCACCGUUUUGAACGGCCAAAUGCUUAAGCCGUACACUCCUUCUGCUCUAAACGACGGCGACCGGAUUAAGAUCGGUGAGUUGACCUCAAUUGUUGUGAAUAUGCAAGCCGAAUCGGUGGUUCCACCGAGACGGAACACUAGGAGGCAAGGAAAAUGUAGAACUCAAUCUCAAUCGGAUGAUGGUGGCGAAAAUGGAAAAUUAGGGUUAGGGUUUGAUGGGGAAAAAGAGGGGAAAGAAGCGGUUAAGAAGCGGAAUUUGCGUAGUAGUGUUAAGAAAGAUAUGGAUUUAAGUGUUAAAAAGGAAGCUGUGAGUUUUGUUGUUCCUGCAUUGAGUGAGGAUGUACCGGAGAAUGUGGAUGUUUUGGUUCAGGUAGAUGAACCUAAGAAGACGCGAGGGAGGAGGAAGAAGACGGUGGAUGCUGAUUUGGAUAAAAGAAAGGCUGCAGAUGUUGUUGUUGGUCCAGUAGUCGGUAGAAUGACCCGAGCAAGGAGAAAAGGGUUGUUGUUGGAGAACGCAGAAACCGGUGGUUUGGAGAAGAAUGUUGACAGAUCUUUACAAGUUGAUGAGGUAAAAGACAGUGGUUUAGGUGAGAACUUGGGCGCGAACGAUGAAUCUGCUCAAGAAAAUGUGGCGGAGAAUCAAGAAUGUUGUGACGGAAAGGGGGUCGUGGCUGAUGGAAGUUCGUUAAAGGGAAAGGGAGUGGUAGAGGAGUCAGAGUGUAUGAAAGAUGGUUGUGAUAAUGAUCGGUGGAAAGAUUUGGAGAAGAUGACGUUAGGGGACUUUUUUGAUUACUUAGAAGUGCAACUACCGAAAGAGAUAUAUGACAAGUCAGAGAAAAUCAUCGCGGCUUUGGAAGAGAAGGCGCGUAAAUGCCAUGAGUUUCGGCUUCAAAGAAAUGAAUCUGGAAAGGGUAAACUAGUUACAGAGUAGACUGAAGAGAAUUUGACUAACUUUCAGAUGUAUCUGUUAGCAAUGGGCAACCUUUCUUUCUUUUGUUCAACGCUGGCGUACUUUUGGUUAACCGAGUUCAAAUCCACCAACAGGCGAAGCUGUUUGAGUGUCCCACAGCCUAAAUCUCGCCGCGUUUAAAGGUCUUUUAGUACCGGUUUUCAUGUAUUUACUUGAAGAUUAAACCUUGAGCAACUAGUUAGGUUUAUGAAAAAUUAGUUUGGAUUGUGGUAUAUGUUGAAAUUAAUGUAUUAGAACUUUAGCACUUAUUUUCUGUGAUAUUCAGUGUACUGCUAGGGAGUACCAAUGAUAUAAGUUCAUUUACUUUGAGGUUGUUUUAGGUAAUUAUUUCGUCUUUUAUGUAGUGGUCAUCUUUCUCGUAGUUGCCUAAAAGAUAAUGGAAGGUUGAAGUUGAAUUG